AUGGCGAUAGGUGGCUUCGUGGAAGGCCCUGCCGCUGCCGGCGCCGACUACGGUGGCCGUGUGACGUCCUUCGUGGUGCUCUCCUGCAUCGUGGCCGGCAGCGGUGGCAUCCUCUUCGGCUAUGACCUCGGCAUCUCAGGUGGGGUUACCUCAAUGGAGUCGUUCCUGAGAAAGUUCUUCCCGGACGUGUACCACCAGAUGAAAGGUGACAAGAACGUCAGCAACUACUGCCGCUUCGACAGCGAGCUCCUCACCGUCUUCACCUCCUCCCUCUACGUCGCCGGCCUCGUCGCCACGCUCUUCGCCUCCUCCGUCACCAGGAGGUUCGGCCGCCGCACCUCCAUACUCAUCGGAGGCACCGUCUUCGUCCUUGGCUCCGUCUUCGGCGGGGCAGCCGUCAACGUAUACAUGCUCCUCCUCAACAGGAUCUUCCUUGGCAUAGGCCUCGGCUUCACCAACCAGUCAAUUCCACUAUACCUAUCAGAGAUGGCGCCACCGCAGUACCGUGGGGCAAUCAACAAUGGCUUUGAGCUAUGCAUCAGCAUCGGCAUCCUCAUCGCGAACCUCAUCAACUACGGAGUGGAGAAGAUCGCCGGCGGAUGGGGCUGGAGGCUCUCUCUGUCCCUGGCCGCCGUGCCGGCCGCGUUCCUCACCGUCGGCGCGAUCUUCCUGCCCGAGACGCCCAGCUUCAUAAUCCAACGCGGCGGCGGCGGCGGCAACAUCGACGAGGCAAGGCUGCUGCUGCAGAGGCUGCGUGGCACCACCAGGGUCCAGAAAGAGCUCGACGAUCUCGUGUCCGCGGCUAGCCAGGCGUCCAGGACGACGACGACACGGCGCCCGUUCCGGAACAUACUGAGGAGAAAGUACAGGCCGCAGCUGGUGAUAGCGUUGCUGGUGCCCUUCUUCAACCAGGUGACCGGCAUCAACGUCAUCAACUUCUACGCGCCGGUCAUGUUCCGGACCAUCGGGCUCAAGGAGAGCGCGUCGCUCAUGUCGGCGGUGGUCACGCGCGUCUGCGCCACGGCCGCCAACGUGGUGGCCAUGGUGGUCGUGGACAGGUUCGGGCGCCGGAAGCUCUUCCUGGUGGGCGGCGUCCAGAUGAUCCUGUCGCAGGUCAUGGUCGGCGCGGUGCUGGCCGCCAAGUUCAAGGACCACGGAGGGAUGGACAAGGAGUACGCGUACCUGGUCCUGGUCAUCAUGUGCGUCUUCGUCGCGGGCUUCGCCUGGUCCUGGGGCCCUCUCACGUACCUGGUGCCCACCGAGAUCUGCCCGCUGGAGAUCAGGUCGGCGGGGCAGAGCGUCGUCAUCGCCGUCAUCUUCUUGGUCACGUUCCUCAUCGGCCAGACGUUCCUGGCGAUGCUGUGCCACCUCAAGUUCGGGACCUUCUUCCUCUUCGGCGGAUGGGUGUGCGUCAUGACGCUCUUCGUGUAUUUCUUCCUGCCGGAGACGAAGCAGCUGCCGAUGGAGCAGAUGGAGCAGGUCUGGAGGAGCCACUGGUUUUGGAAAAGGAUUGUAGACGCAGACGCAGAUGCAGGGGAGGAAGAAGAGCAAGGCCAAAGGAGACCGAGGAGAGGAGAGGCAGCGGCAGCGGCAGCAGCAGCAGCAGGAGGAACCAUAGCUCUGUCCGCCACAUAG
Miscanthus lutarioriparius is the source of this 1635-nucleotide messenger RNA. NCBI's taxonomy places the organism in Eukaryota, Viridiplantae, Streptophyta, Magnoliopsida, Poales, Poaceae. The record is from the annotation of a GenBank genome assembly.